Salvia splendens (bonfire salvia) is the source of this 1830-nucleotide messenger RNA. Its product is annotated as berberine bridge enzyme-like 18. The coding region runs from base 1 to 1599 and encodes 532 amino acids. The transcript has a single exon. Gene Ontology annotation, molecular function: FAD binding; oxidoreductase activity. NCBI's taxonomy places the organism in Eukaryota, Viridiplantae, Streptophyta, Magnoliopsida, Lamiales, Lamiaceae. The record is from RefSeq and is a predicted model, not a curated record.
AUGGCGCCUCCUCGUACCAUCACAUUGGUCUUAUUAAUUUUCGCAAAUAUCUCAUCCUUAGUAAUUUGUUCGUCACCGGAUCACGGAUACGACGAUUUUCUCGAAUGCCUAAUCGAUCAAUUCGAACGAUCAAACUCGGCUACCGAUAUAAUCUACACGCCUCGAAACGCGACAUACGCGUCUCUUUUACUAGCGCAUAAUCUCCGUCCGGCCUCCGCCGCGCCGGAGAGACCCGGCCUCAUCGUGACCCCACUCCACGUCUCGGAAAUCCAGGCUGCAGUAUCCUGCUCGCGGAAACUCGGCAUCCAGAUCCGGGUCCGGAGCGGCGGCCACGACUACGAAGGGCUCUCCUACACUUCUGCUGGAGCGCCCUUCGUGGCCGUCGACAUGCGGAACUUCCGUUCCGUCACCAUCGACGCCGAGGCCAAAACGGCCUGGGUCCAAGUCGGCGCGACGCUUGGGCAGCUCUACUACACGCUUUCCCGGGAAAGCGACACCCUCGCUUUCCCGGCAGGCGUGUGCCCGACGGUCGGCAUCGGCGGGCACUUCAGCGGCGGAGGGUACGGCAUGAUCUCGCGCCGCCACGCCCUCGCUGCCGACAACAUCGUCGACGCGAGACUGGUCAACGCUGCCGGCGAGGUCCUUGACCGGUCAACUAUGGGCGAGGAUUUGUUCUGGGCGAUCCGAGGCGGCGGAGGGACGAGCUUCGGGAUCGUCGUAGAGUUCAAGGUGAAGCUAGUCACCGUCCCGGAGAUAGUAACCGUUUUCAACGUGACACGAACGCUGGAAGAGAACGCGACCGAGCUCAUUGGAAAAUGGCAGGAGAUUGCCGAUAAAGUCGACGAGAAUCUCCUCCUCCGCCUUUUUCUGAAUCCGGAUAUUUCUCCGGCGACCGGAAAAAAUACCGUGGCGGCUUCCUUUACCUCCCUUUACCUCGGCAAGGCCGAGGAACUUCUUCCGAUAAUGCAGAAGGAGUUCCCGGAGCUCGGAUUACGGAAACACGACUGCAUCGAAAUGAGAUGGAUCGAAACAUUUCUAUACAUGUCCGGUUUACAAAACCAAACCCUAGAAACCCUAAUUGACCGGACGCCACAGGGCUUCUUCCUGCGCUCGUAUUACAAAGGAAAGUCGGACUUUGUCAGUGAUCCAAUCCCGGCUUCCGGGCUAAACGAGAUGUGGAAGCUUCUAGAAGGAGAGGACGGCGUGCAGCUGGAGCUCAGCCCUUACGGUGGGGCGCUGAGCACGUUCUCCGAGUCCGAAACCCCUUUUCCGCACCGGAGAGGGACGCGGUUCAUGAUCCAUUACGCGGUUUUGUGGGCCGACCCGGAUGAAUCAGGGUCGCGCAUUGAUUGGAUUAGGCGGCUGUAUAAUGUGAUGGAGCCGUAUGUGAUGAGGAAUCCGAGGGCGGCCUAUUUCAACUACAGAGAUCUCGAUAUCGGUAGGAAUAAUGAAGGGAACACUAGCUAUGAACAGGCUAGGGUUUGGGGGAUGAGUUAUUUUAAGGGGAAUUUUAGGAGAUUGGUUCGUGUGAAGACGAAAUUUGACCCCUCGAACUUUUUCAGAAACGAGCAAAGUAUUCCGCCGUUGGUGUCAGAGUAGAAGAAAGAUGAAAUGAAGGAAUAAAUAAUGAUAGUAGUUGGUGAAGAAAUGUUUGGAUUUUAUGAAUAAUGUGAUUUGGUUGGAUGGAUUUAUACUAUGUUGUUUGGGACUUGCAUGGCGUGUUGGCUGUGAUGUGUAUAUAUGAUUGUGAGCAAUGGCGGAUCCAGGAGUUGAAUAUCGUGGGGUCGGAAAAAAAUUGAGUAUAAUAGUAAAAUAAUUAAUUUUUAAAAA